This is a messenger RNA of Scheffersomyces coipomensis, 3771 nucleotides long. RefSeq names its product karyopherin (gene MSN5). Bases 1 to 3771 code for a protein of 1256 amino acids. NCBI's taxonomy places the organism in Eukaryota, Fungi, Ascomycota, Pichiomycetes, Serinales, Debaryomycetaceae. Gene Ontology annotation, cellular component: nucleus; RNA nuclear export complex; cytoplasm. The transcript is spliced from 2 exons. Gene Ontology annotation, molecular function: RNA binding; nuclear export signal receptor activity. Gene Ontology annotation, biological process: protein export from nucleus; RNA export from nucleus. The record is from RefSeq and is a predicted model, not a curated record.
AUGACAAUGGAUAGCGGAGGAGUUAAUCAGAUUAUAAACGCUCUUGAAAUAGUCUACGAUUCAAAAUCAACCAAUUUUCAAAGACGACAAGCUCAAGAUUUUCUUGAAACAGUUAAAGCUAAUGAUGAAUCACCAUUUUGGGGAUAUCAAUUAUCAUUACCGGAAAAUUAUGGUAAAAAUUAUAUAGUUCGUCAUUUUGGUCUUUCAUUGUUACAAAAUUCAAUUAAAUUUAAAUAUCAUACUUUUGAUAAAACAAAAUCUUUAGCCAUUAGAAAUUGGAUUAUUGAUUUAUCAAAUAAAAUUUUAGUUGAUGAUCCUCAUUAUAUUAAAGAAAAAUUGGCAUUUCUUUGGGUUUCAAUUGCAAAAAGAAUUUGGGGUUGUUAUUUAAUAAAAUCUUAUUCAAAAAAUACAAACACAUCAUCAUCAUCUAGUAUAAUACCACCUCCAUCCCAAUUACAAUCUCAAAUUAAUUCUACUACUAAUCCCAAUGAUUCAUCUAAAUCAACUCCAACUGCUUCUGAUUUAGAAGAUGGUUGGGCAAAUAUGGAUCAUGAAUUAUGGAAAUUAUGGACUAAUAAUUUCGCUAGUCGUGAAUUAUCCAUCAUAAUUAUUCGUACUUUAUUUGAAGAUAUUUAUUUAUUAGAUGAUCCAAUUGCAUCAAAAAGAACCAUUUUAUUAAAUCAAUUAAGUGUAUUAAUUGUAACUCCGGCUAAUAUCAUUGAUUCAAUUUAUGAACAUAAUCCAAAUGUUUUAAUUUGUAAAGCUAUUCCUCAAGGUUGGUUUACAAUUUGGAGUAAAUUUUUAAUUGAAAUUUUAUCAAAUAAUGAUGUUAAAAGUAAUACUUGUCAAAUAUUCGUUCCAAAAAUUUUAUCAACUUUUAAAACUUGUUUACAUUGGGUUCAACCUGCAGUUUUAAGAAAUGAAAAUAUAAUGCAAACUUUAAUUAAUAUUUUAACUUUACCUGAUAUAAAAUUAAAAACUUUAGCAGUGGAUUGUUUACAUAUUUUAUUUACAAGAAAUUAUUUAAAUCCUGAAGAUUUUGAUUUCUUUAUUGGAUCAAUUUUUUCAACUGAAGGUAUUUCUAAAUUAAAUGAAUUUUAUGUUUCAUUAGAAUUAGAUCCCGAUGAUAUUGAUGAACAAUUAUAUUCAUUAUUAAAGAAAACAGUUGAAAUGAUUGUAUCAUUAAGUGAAUAUCUUAAUAUAUCUUCCAAAAAUAAAGUUUCUUGGGAAAGUUCUGAUGUUGAUUCAUAUUUAAGAUUAGUUUUAACUACUACUAAUCAUCCAAGCUUAAUUAUAAGUGGAUUAUCUUUACAAAUGUGGGUUACCAUUUUAAGAUUUGAUGAAUUAAGUUCAAAACCAGCUAUUAUUAAAAUAUUAUUAGAUUUAUUAGAAAUUGCUGCUAAUAGAACUAUUAAUUAUACUUUUGAUGAAGAAAAUAUUUCUAAAAAAUUCCUUGAUAUUGAUUUUGAUAGUCCUCCAGAUGCAAUUUCAUUUUUAUCAAAUUAUAAAAAAUUUAAUGAAGAUAUUGUUAGAAUUACAAUUUGUAAAAAACCAGAAGAAGGGUUAAGAUGGUUAGAAAAUCGUUUAGAAUUGUUUUUCAGUUCUGAAUUAGGUAAUCAAUGUAUUACUCAAUAUAAAUUAGAUGAAAAAUCAAAUUCAUUUAAUUAUGGUACUUCUCAAUUUAAUAUUAUUGAAAAUUGUAUACGAGGUAUAUCAAGAUGGAGAAUUUGGUAUAAUGGAGAUGAUUUUGAAUUGGUUAAUGAUCAAUUAAAUAAAUUAGUUGAAGGAUUAGGUGAAAGAUUAUUAGCUAUGAAUUUAGCUUCACCUUUAUUAAUUCGAAAACAAGUUCAAACUUUAGUUCAAUUUGCUCCAUUAUUAAAAGAUGUUAGUCCUUUAAUGUUUCAAGUUUUAGAAAAGAUUUUAACUACUGCUACAUUUGAAUAUCCUGGUAAUAUAAGUGAUGAAGAAAAGGAAUUAAUUCGUGAUUUAAGAACUAGUUGUGGUACAGAAUUAAAUCGUUUAGCUUAUAUUAUGCCCGAAUCAUUAAAGAAAAUAUUUAAUGAUUUAGAAAAUGUUGUGGCAAAUAUCUUAUCUUCUAAAAAAGUUACUGAUCAUGAAAAUGUGGCAUUUAAAUCAUUUUUAUUAGUGAUUGCUUCAAGAUCAAGUAUUGAUGAUAAAGAUGAAUUAUUUGCUAAAAUUGUUGAUCCAGAGUUAUCUGCCUGGUCAGCUCCAGAAACUGAAAAAGGAUUAAUGGAUUUACAUUGGUUUAUGGAAAGAAUGGGUAUAGUUGAAAUAGCGUCAUAUUUUCAAAAAAGAGGUAUCACUGGUACUACUGACUUACUAGAAGCUAAAAUGGAUGAAGAAGGUAGAUUAUUAAAGAAUAGAUUAAAAGAUCAUUGGUCAUCUAUUUUCCCCAUCAGAGCCACCAGAAUUUUUAUUCAAUAUAGUAUUGAAAAAUUAAAUCAUGAUUCACCUGAAUAUUUGAAUUUAUUAAAAUUAUGGAAACCAAGAGUAAGACCUAUUAUUCCUCAUAUUUUACAAUUGUUAACUCAAAUUCAAGCUUAUCAUAAUCCUGAAAAUUGGAAAGAUUUACCUGAUGCAGUUCAAUCAUUUGUCAGAUAUAGUUGUAUGGAAAGAUUUUGGCAACAAGGUGUUUCAAUUCAAUCUAAAGAAACUUUUAUUGAAGAAAAUGUAAAAGCUGCUUUAACUUUAAGAGAUUUUGCUGAUUCUGUCGGGCAUUUAAUCAGAUAUACUCGAGAAUAUGCAUUUUUAACCAUUGGAUCUUUAUCACAAUUAGAAGAUACUUUAUAUGAAAUUCCAAAUAUUGCUACUAUGUUUUGGAAAGCUGUUGCAGGUGAUACUCUGGGAGUUACAUUACAUAGUUGGAAACAUAUGAUUAAUAGUAGUUUAAGAAGUGUGAUUAAAUUUUGUCCAGUUAAAUAUGUUGAUGUUUUUAUGGCUGAAUUAUUACCAAAAGCAUUUAUUGAUAUUGAUAAAUUAAUUGUUAAUCGUUGGGAAAAAGUUUAUCAAAAUGGAUUAAAAUUACAAGGUAAUGAAGAUGAUGAAACUUUAUCAGAAGAAAUGAUGGAAGAACAUAUGUUAAGACAAUUGACUGCAACUGUGGUAAGAUUUUUAAUGGAUGUUGUAAGUCAAUAUAAUGCCAAAACUAUAACUGAUACUCAAUUUGCAUGUCGUCGUUUAAUUAUUGAAAAUAAAGAAGUUAUGGCACCAUUUUUACAAAUUUGUUGUCAUAUUAUAAUGUUUAAAGAUACUAAAUGUUCAUUUAAUACGAUUUUAGUGGUUAGAAAUGUCUUACUGGAAAUUUUAUUAAAGGAUGAUGAAGUUGAUAAAUAUUUAUGUGAUAAUUUAAUGAAAAGUUUAUUACAUGUUUUAAUGGAUGAUUAUUUUAUUGAAACUCAUGGUGAAGCAGCUAUUGCAUUCACAACCUUAUAUUGCAGUUUAAGAUCUAAAAAUGAUUAUCCUGCCAGAGUUAUGAUUCAAUUCUUACCAAAUAUUUCAACUCAACAUGUGAGUAAUUUUGAAAAUUUAUUAGUAAGUUCAAAAUCCUUAAAACAUCAAAGAUCAGCUGUAUUAGAAUUAAUUAGAAUUGCCAAAGAGAAUCCUGAAGAUGAUGAUACGGAAAAUUCAGAUAAACGUAGGAAGCAAUUAGAAUCUUCAUCUGCCAUAAAGAAGAAACCAAUUGGAAUUGAUGUGAUGAAUGAUCCAUUUACUGAAAAUGCUCCAUUAGAUAAUUUAUUUGGAGAAGCUUAA